Achroia grisella is the source of this 1956-nucleotide messenger RNA. It is a transcript of the gene Sans, whose product is annotated as pre-mRNA splicing regulator USH1G. The record is from RefSeq and is a predicted model, not a curated record. The transcript is spliced from 9 exons. Lineage: Eukaryota; Metazoa; Arthropoda; Insecta; Lepidoptera; Pyralidae. Gene Ontology annotation, molecular function: protein binding. Bases 341 to 1807 code for a protein of 488 amino acids.
AGUCCAGUUGACGUUCUUUCAUUCAAUAAUACUAUAGUGCCCGUGUGUCAAGUCUCACACGGUACAUGCAUAGACACUUGUUUUUGUUUGUUACGUGUAAUAAAUACGAAUGUUUAGAAUUUUCAAUAAAAACCAACAACAAAUUACUGAAAGUAAUAACUUUGUGUUAUAGUACAAGUUUAUCAUAUUUUGUUUUGCAGUGUAUUUUAAAACUGUAACUUUCUCAGCAGUUCACAAUUUCGCGGUGUUAGUGAGUGAAUCCGUUUAAAACAUGAGUUGAAUAAACUUUGCAAACUCAAGAUUUACCCAGUUAUGAAUUAAUUUUUUUAAUUACAUCAAAAUGACUACGGACAGAUUCCACAAAGCGGCCAAAGAUGGCCUACUAGAUGUGCUAAGAGAGGCGACGAGGAAGGAGUGUAACAACAAGGAUGAGUCAGGCAUGACACCAACACUGUGGGCCGCCUUCGAGGGACAUAUCGAGGCACUGAGGCUGUUAUGUGGGAGAGGAGGUGAGCCAGACAAAGCCGAUUACUUCGGGAAUACAGCCCUACACUUCGCAGCAGCGAGGGGUUACAAGGAGUGCGUUACAUUUCUGGUCAACUUCGGGGCUAAUGUGUUCGCUAUGGACGUCGACGGCCACACAGCUCAAGAGCUAGCUGCCAUUAACAGCAGAGACGAAAUACUGAGGUACUUGGACCAGGCGACGGCAAAAUUGGAGAAUAAUGAUAAGAAAAAAGCAAAAGCACUUAAAGAUAAAGCAAAAAAAGAGCAUGAGAAAUAUCAGAAACAGUAUCAAAAGAGGCAGAGUAAAGCCGAGUUGAUGGCGGAGAAGGAAUUCAAGAAAUUGGCAAAGGAAUGGGACCAUGCGUACAGUGAGGAUGUGACACCGAUGCCGCACAGGUCUAGUAAUGUGCUUGUAGCGCUCAAACAGAAGAUGACGAAGUCUACUAGCCAAGGUAACCUCCUAGUGGAAGAGCAACCGAGACCUACGUACAGUUCGUUAGUCGGCACGGUGAGCUCAGGUGCGAGAGGUCGCGGCGCGGUUUACAAGAAGGCACUGGCUAACAAAAUGAGGAACAACACAGUCGGCCGGUCAGGCCCUAAUGACGACUUUAAGGUGGGCGAGAUGGAGACGACGGGGCGGCGCUCAGUGACUUCACUGACGGGACUUCGCCGUGACUCGGAAGUAAUGUACGUGGGCACGUUCGGCACCGGGCCCCAACCUCGGGCUCCCGUCGCAGACGUUUUCAGUGAUGACGUCGAUACCGCUAAACCACAGCUCACAAGAUCCGCAAGUCAACCAGACUUUGCAGCUCCGCCAAACGAUGACAGUGGAAUUGGCCACGAGGUGCUACUACAGGAGCCGGCGAGCAUCUUCGACAGACCAGGCUUUGGCAGUGUCGCUUUUAGGCGAUCUAUAACAGCGACUCUGAGCGCGUUACCAGCCGGCACAGCGGGCGAAGACUUAUCUAUUGGGUCUGCUGGCUCGCUGGCCGCCAGACAAUCCUUCCAGCCUGCUGAGUGGAAUCAAUCCGAAAGCUCUACAGUAACUUCUGACGAGGAAGGCGAUGCCGAGGAGUCGGGAUAUGCGUCUCUGGAACGAUUCCUCACCGCAUGGGGCCUCGGUCAGUACGUGCAGAAGUUCAAAGACGAACAAAUAGACCUGGAUGCCUUGAUGCUGCUCACUGAGAGUGACAUGAAGUCUCUGGGCCUUCCACUAGGACCCUAUAGAAAGUUAGUCACUGCCGUACAGGAGAGAAAGCAAGCCAUUUCCCAUCCUGGGCCCAUUGUUGACACCCCUAUAUAAAAUGUGUGUGUAGUGUGUGUUCAUAGAGAUAUUUCUGUUACUAUUUCUUCUAAGUUUCUACUUAAGUACAUCAUAAACUUUUACAGUUGAAAUAUUAUAAUACUUAUUUGUCGCAGUAUACCUGAAUGAACGCUUCAAUCAAAAGAUAU